AGUCAGGUAGCUCCAUAUUUGGCAUAGGGAGAUUCACACAACUCUGCCCCUCUGGAACUGUAACUAGGGCCAAAGCGCGCACAGAGGGUUUGUGCAAUGCACACUCCCGUCCAUGGGCUCCUCUUCAACGGAGUCAACCAGUCUCUGGUUUUCAGUCCUACGGAUGAUCCGAUCAUGGGGAACCUUGGCAAUGGCACCGUCCUCCCGAACGGGAGCGAUCCUUUUGGAAGAAACGAAGAGGUCGCCAAAAUAGAGAUAGCGGUCCUCAGCAUCACCUUUGUGGUGGCUGUGAUUGGGAACGUCAGUGUCUUGCUGGCCAUGUUCAACACUAAGAAAAAGAAGUCGAGAAUGCACCUCUUCAUCCGGCACCUCAGCAUAGCUGAUCUGGUGGUCGCUUUCUUCCAGGUCCUGCCGCAGCUCUGCUGGAAGAUCACCUUUCGCUUCUACGGGCCAGAUGUCCUGUGCAGGAUAGUGAAGCACCUCCAGGUGAUGGGCAUGUUCGCCUCCACCUACAUGAUGGUGAUGAUGACCGUGGACCGUUACAUCGCCAUCUGCCAUCCUCUGAAGACCCUUCAGCAGCCCACCCAGCGGUCCUAUAUUAUGAUCAUCAGCACCUGGAUGUGUAGUCUGGUCCUCAGCAUGCCGCAGUACUUUAUCUUCUCUCUGAGUGAGAUCAAGAACGGUUCGGUUGUCUACGACUGUUGGGGCCACUUCAUAGAACCGUGGGGCGUAAAGGCGUACAUCACUUGGAUAACCGUCAGUAUAUUCGUAAUCCCAGUGUUCAUUCUGAUGAUAUGCUACGGGUUCAUCUGCCACAGCAUUUGGAAGAACAUAAAGUAUAAAACCAGAAACACACACGCGGGUGUUGCGUCUAAAAACGGUCUGAUCGGAAUUAACUCUGUUAGCAACGUUACUACUAUAUCCAGAGCGAAGUUGAGAACUGUCAAAAUGACGUUUGUGAUUGUCCUGGCUUACAUAAUAUGCUGGUCACCUUUUUUCAUCGUGCAGAUGUGGUCGGUGUGGGAUGAGAAUUUCGCAUGGGACGAAUCUGAGAACACCGCUGUCACACUGUCCGCGCUCCUCGCGAGUCUAAACAGCUGCUGUAACCCGUGGAUAUACAUGAUCUUCAGCGGGCAUCUUCUGCACGACUUUACUCUCUGUUUCCCGUGCUGUAAUAAAUUACGCUACAAGUUCAAGAAAGAGGACUCGGACAGCAGUCUCCGGAGAAAUACGGUAUUGACUAAAAUGACCAACCGAAGCCCAACGUGCAGUUCAGGCACCUGGAAAGACAGUGACAACUCCCCCUAGUUCUCCAUUCAAUCUAGUCAAGCAGAGACCUAACACAACGUGUUAAACUCACAAACACAAGCUGGUGGUUAUUUAUUGAUUGACUCUUAUUGACUUGACAAUUCUAAGACUUUCAAGGUACCACUUUAAAACGGGUGGGAUACUGACACUGAUUGAUUGAUGUGUCCCUAAAAUAGAUGAGCAUUACACCGUUGUUUUGGGAUAUAUUGUCUGGAUUGUCUGUCAGAAAAACAUCUCAAGAAUGAAGUCUUGAGAAGUCAGAGUGAUAAACCAAAAUCACAAAGUGAUAAACUAUUUCCUCUGGUAAAACAUGUUAUAAAUUGAAGAUGAUAUUUUAUGUGCCAUAUAGUCUACAGGCCAGUGUUUCAACAGGUUCCAAACCUGAUUCUCUGGAGUCUAAGACAGUUUAUAAUGGGUGAAAUACAUCAGAUCUGAAUUUGAAAAUGUAAAGUAGAAAAGAAACUGAUCAUCUGAACUAUCUAAAUACCAACAGCUAUAUCAGUUGAGUAAAAUAAUAAUAAUUUCUAAAACAUUCCACACUCCCAGGGUCCUCUUUCCAAUGCACUAAUGAUUUUCCGGUCUAGGAAUUUCUACAGCAAAGCCUAGACUAAUUCAGAAUGGGACAGAUCUCAGUGACUAAGGACCCUGGAUUGGAUCACAGGUUGCCGUCUGUGUUGGCCAUAUUUCCCCAGUGAGCCACUCUCUGUGUGAAUUAAAAAACGAAUUGGGCCUGGAUGGUUUACAAAGCAACAGAGAUGUCUGCCUGCCUGUUGGAUUUCUACACACCAGGCCAGGGGCGCAACUUUGUUUUUAGAAGUGUGUGUGUGUGUGUGUGGGGGGGGGGGAUUUUGUUUAUUUAAUCCAGUGGGAUAAACACUCAAAACAGCCUACCCGACUGAUCGGAGGCGUCCGCAUGGUCCUAAAGCACACGAGCCUCGUUUUGUA
Messenger RNA from Oncorhynchus nerka (sockeye salmon), 2253 nucleotides. RefSeq names its product arg8-vasotocin receptor-like. Gene Ontology annotation, cellular component: plasma membrane. Gene Ontology annotation, molecular function: vasopressin receptor activity; peptide binding. The coding region runs from base 97 to 1308 and encodes 403 amino acids. NCBI's taxonomy places the organism in Eukaryota, Metazoa, Chordata, Actinopteri, Salmoniformes, Salmonidae. The transcript is spliced from 2 exons. The record is from RefSeq and is a predicted model, not a curated record. Gene Ontology annotation, biological process: regulation of systemic arterial blood pressure by vasopressin; G protein-coupled receptor signaling pathway; cellular response to hormone stimulus.